CUCCACAUUACAUCAUCCAAAUCUUACCAAAAAUGGCCUACUACAACUUGUCACCAUUACUAUUAUUUUCUUGUAUUCUUCUAUCAUCACAACUAUUUCAAGCUCAAUCAGCAACUCCACCUUACCUUCUUCCCAUUGUUAAAGACUCUCAAAGACUACAAUAUUACACUUCUUUCCUUUUAGGAACCCCUCCAUUCCGCGUCUCUCUAACCAUUGAUCUUUCCAAUCCAUGGUCAUGGUUUACAUGUAACUCAGUAGGCAACAAUGAAACCUACUAUCAACCAUACCCAAAAAGCUCGAGCUUUCGCCCUAUUCCGUGUUCAAACGCAACGUGUGACCCAUAUGACAGUCACUUUUGCGCAGACUGUGAUUUCGAAGCUUGUGGGUCCCACAAAGGAAACAUGUGCGGUGGCUCAUUGUAUGGACCUAGUGCUUACACUAGUAACCCUUCAGGCUCCUAUACCGUCUCUUACUUGGUUGUAGACACUAUAAGUAUCUAUAAGUCCACAGAUAAAUCCCCUGUUUCAACUACUUUAUCCAAUUUUCCUUUCACUUGUGGAUGGACAGAUGCCCUUAAGGGAUUGUCCCAUUAUACAAAGGGUAUAUUGAGUUUAGCUAGGAAAGAUUCUUCUUUACCUGGUUUAAUCUCAAAAACUUACAAUGUACAUCAAAUUUUUGCUCUUUGUCUGCCUUCUUCUUCUACUUCUGGCAUUAAUGGUGCUGUUUAUUUUGGUGGCGGACCUUACUUUGUGCCUUCAACUUCCUUCAUUUCCACUCCUCUUGUCAGAAACCCGGUUGAUAUUGGUGUGACAAUUGAUAAAGGAAAAUCAUCUGUGGAAUACUUUAUCAAUGUAAAGAGCAUUGUAGUCGAAGGUACGCCAUUAAAGAUAAACCCGACUUUACUUUCUAUAAACAAAAAUGGGAUCGGAGGAACAAAGCUCAGCACGAUCAAUGUGUAUAGUGUGCUUCAUACCGAUAUAUACAAUGCUCUUGUUGCAACGUUCACAGCCAAGGCAGCUGCUAUGAAUAUAACCAAGGUAGAUUCUGUGAGUUCGUUUACUGCAUGCUAUAGCUCAAAGAAUAUUGUUGGUUCGAAAACUGGCCCUAAAGUGCCGGUCAUUGAUCUGAUUCUGGAUGGGAAUAGUAAAUGGAGGAUUUAUGGGGCAAAUUCAAUGAUAAAAGUGUCAAAUGAUGUGAGAUGUCUUGCAUUUAAAGAUGGUGGAUCAGCAGUUAAGACAUCAGUGGUGAUAGGAGGAAAGCAGAUGGAAGAUAAUUUGGUAGAGUUUGAUUUGGAGUCCUCUAAGUUAAGGGUUACAUCUUCUCUUCUUAAUUUUGGCACUAGUUGCUCUCAGUUCAAAGGACUGUAAUGUGUUGAUAUGUGUAUCUGUAGACUCAUAAGGCUGUUCUUAUUUUAUUUAGUAGUGUGCUAAGUAUUAGAAUAUGUUGUAGAUUUGACACUAUUGAUUACUGAUUAGUACUCGCUACUCAGUGUAUUAAUGAUGCUUUUAAUGUAAUGAAUAAAAGAAUCUCCUUCCAUGUAAGACCUCAAUUUAGAAUCUAAAGGGUUAAAAGAUCAA
Molecule: messenger RNA, 1577 nt
Organism: Amaranthus tricolor (Joseph's coat)
Lineage: Eukaryota; Viridiplantae; Streptophyta; Magnoliopsida; Caryophyllales; Amaranthaceae
Product: probable aspartic proteinase GIP2
Exons: 1
Coding region: 33-1367 (444 amino acids)
Biological process (GO): proteolysis
Molecular function (GO): aspartic-type endopeptidase activity
Source: RefSeq, a predicted model, not a curated record